Messenger RNA from Orbicella faveolata, 1956 nucleotides. RefSeq names its product stress-70 protein, mitochondrial-like. Lineage: Eukaryota; Metazoa; Cnidaria; Anthozoa; Scleractinia; Merulinidae. Gene Ontology annotation, biological process: protein folding. Gene Ontology annotation, molecular function: ATP binding; ATP-dependent protein folding chaperone. The record is from RefSeq and is a predicted model, not a curated record.
UCUCUCGUGCGCCUUGCAAACUUGCAUCAGCCAUCCUGAAAAAAAGAUUCGGAUAAGUUACAGCAAAAAUACUUCCAAAUUUAAAAAUGUGGUCGACAGUAAAUACAGCACGAAAGUCACUCAAGCACCUUGCUCGAAUUGGUCGCCAUGUGCCAUCCCUGAGGUCCUUUGGAUCGGUCGCUACUCAGAGAGUUAUCACAGAGGAUAUCCUCUCGAGAAAUGGAUUAUUUAAAAGUCGUUUUUACAGCUCUGAAGCUGUGCGGGGUGCUGUGUGUGGCAUUGAUCUUGGAACAACAAACUCCUGUGUUGCGGUAAUGGAGGGCAAAACACCUAAAGUGUUGGAAAAUGCCGAGGGAUCAAGGACCACCCCAUCUGUUGUUGCUUUCACUGCUGAUGGUGAGAGACUUGUUGGUACUCCAGCUAAGAGACAGGUAAAAUAUUGUACAANACUGAAAACUGGAAUUUACACUUUUGUUAUUUUUCAUUCAUGUACAAUUGCAGUUUAUGAUCUGGGUGGUGGUACAUUUGAUAUUUCUAUUCUUGAAAUACAGAAAGGUGUAUUUGAGGUUAAGGCCACAAAUGGUGAUACAUACCUGGGCGGAGAAGACUUUGACAACACACUACUCAAGUAUCUCAUUACAGAAUUCAAGAGAGAGUACACUUACUACUCACUAACAAAGCACACAUGUAUGAAGGUGUACAUCUCAUUAAAGGAACNAGUUCAGUGUUUGUUUUAACCAUUGUGGCUUCUUGUCUGACUUUUACAGACAGACAUCAACUUGCCUUACAUCACUGUUGAUGCCAGUGGUCCUAAGCAUUUGGCCAUGAAACUAACCCGUGCAAAGUUUGAGUCCCUUGUCAAUGACCUCAUCCAAAGGACUGUGGAACCCUGCAAGAAAUGUCUGAGAGAUGCCGGCAUUGAAAAGAGCGAAAUUGGUGAUAUUUUGUUGGUUGGUGGAAUGACGAGAAUGCCAAAGGUGCAGUCCAUUGUGCAAGAUACUUUUGGCCGUGCCCCUAGCAAGGCAGUCAAUCCAGAUGAAGCUGUUGCUGUGGGUGCCGCUAUUCAGGGGGGUGUCCUCGCUGGUGACGUCAAGGAUGUGCUGUUAUUAGAUGUGACACCAUUGUCUCUUGGUAUUGAGACACUGGGCGGAGUCUUCACAAAACUUAUCCCCAGGAAUACCACCAUACCCACAAAGAAAAGCCAGGUGUUCUCUACAGCAGCUGAUGGCCAAACCCAAGUUGAAAUCAAGGUUCACCAAGGAGAACGUGAAAUGGCCAAUGACAACAAACUGUUAGGUCAAUUUCAGCUGGUUGGAAUUCCUCCUGCUCCUCGUGGUGUGCCGCAGAUAGAAGUCACCUUUGAUAUUGAUGCUAACGGCAUCGUCAAUGUGUCUGCUAGAGACAAGGGAACUGGAAGGGAGCAACAAAUUGUUAUCCAGUCUUCUGGAGGACUUAGUAAAGACGAAAUUGAAAACAUGGUCAGAGAAUAUAGAAAUUAGAAAUUAGAUGAACAAAGAUAAGUUAAAAUAAACAGAACUGGCAAACUAAAGGAAGAAAUAAGCAAGGUCAGAGAAGUGUUAGCGAGAAAAGACAGCGAAACAGCCGAGUCUAUCCGACAGGCGUACAGUGAACUGCAGCAGAAGUCACUCAAGCUCUUUGAGAUGGCUUACAAGAAGAUGGCCUCCGAAAGGGAAGGAGGAGCCUCGUCUUCAAGCAGCGACCAAGGCGAACAAAGCGAACAAAGCGAACAAAGCGGAGGCACUGGGGAAGAGCAAGAAAAGAAGAAGGAAGAAAGCUAAAUUAUUUGACGCGCUAUCCACGACCACAGCCGUGCAAGAAUCUUCACUGUAUCAAGAGGAAUUUUGUUUUGGUUAGCUUAAAUGAUGGAUUCGUACGUGGCUGUGAGUGUUCUAGAAAAGAACUUAUCCAAGAAGUACUCAUUUCAAGUGAAGAUGU